CCCCGCUGUGUCUCUAUGGUGCGGCGCGGUCGCUCUGCCCCGCUCGGAGGCCGCGCUCGGGCCGGGCCGGGCUCGCCCCGGCGGCUGCNGGGGUCCCGGCCCCGGGCCCAGCCGGGCCGGCAGCAGCGAGCGGCGCCGGCAAAAACCAACGGCCGAGCCGGGCCGGCAACCCCGGGCCCCAGCGGCCCCGUCCCGCCGGGCCGGCGCAUGGAGAAGCCCGGCAGGAUGGACUGUCCCGCGCUGCCUCCCGGCUGGAAGAAGGAAGAGGUGAUCCGAAAGUCGGGCCUGAGCGCCGGCAAGAGCGAUGUCUACUACUUCAGCCCCAGCGGGAAGAAGUUCCGCAGCAAGCCGCAGCUGGCGCGCUACCUGGGCAACUCCGUUGACCUGAGCUCCUUCGAUUUCCGCACGGGGAAGAUGAUGCCCAGCAAGCUGCAGAAGAACAAACAGAAACUCAGGAACGACGCCCUCAACCCCAACAAGGGCAAACCCGACCUGAACACGACGCUCCCCAUCCGCCAGACGGCCUCGAUCUUCAAGCAGCCGGUGACCAAAGUGACCAACCACCCUGGCAACAAAGUGAGGAGCGACCCGCAGCGCCUCAGUGAGCAGCCCAGACAGCUUUUUUGGGAGAAAAGGCUCCAAGGUCUGAGCGCUUCUGAUGUGAGCGAGCAAAUCAUCAAAUCCAUGGAGCUGCCCAAGGGACUGCAAGGAGUGGGCCCCGGCGCCAGCCGGGAGUCGCUGCUGUCGGCCGUGGCCAGCGCCCUCCACACCAGCUCGGCUCCCAUCACCGGCCAGAACUCGGCCGCCGUGGAGAAGAACCCGGGCAUUUGGCUCAACACCUCGCAGCCCCUCUGCAAAGCCUUCGUGGUCACCGACGACGACAUCCGGAAGCAGGAGGAGCGCGUGCAGCAGGUGCGCAAGAGGCUGGAGGAGGCGCUGCUGGCCGACGGGCUGAGCCGCGGCGCGGCCGACGCCGAGCGCGGCGACCAGGGCCCCAAGUGAGACGGAGCAGGGUGAGAGCGCGCAGGAGGAGGGCGGGAAAUGAGGUACGCAGAGUCCAAGGAAGACAAAAAAUCCCCAAUUUUUGAGGCACUUUUGAAAUCUUUGGGAAAUUUUUCAUUUUUCCGAAGGUUUGGGAAUUCCAAAAACGCCUUUUUUUAAUUAAAAAAAAAUCAAAUUAUUCUUUAUUUUUUUGGAUGUAAAUAAUUAUAAAAAAAUUAAAAAUUAAUCAAGAAUUCCCAAGGAAAAAAAAA
Passer montanus (Eurasian tree sparrow) is the source of this 1253-nucleotide messenger RNA. RefSeq names its product methyl-CpG binding domain protein 2 (gene MBD2). Gene Ontology annotation, molecular function: DNA binding. Lineage: Eukaryota; Metazoa; Chordata; Aves; Passeriformes; Passeridae. The record is from RefSeq and is a predicted model, not a curated record. The transcript has 8 exons. Bases 16 to 1002 code for a protein of 328 amino acids.